CAAUGCCUCUCCCGAGCUCAGGUGAGGACGGCGACGUUGAGCGCGACCUUGGGGCGUACAAGUUCGCCGCAUCGCUCGCAUACGCUAGCCCUUCGCGGUAUCGCAGCGGUGCCUUUGACAAUGGAUCCCGUGGCACGCUGCGUCGUUGAAAUGGUGGACGUGAAUGCCAAAUUACUCAACGACGUGCAGGCAUCCAUCUGGAGGAUGCCGGAAGUGCGUUUCGAGGAAAAAAAAGCGCACGACCUGCUUACGGGAGAGCUUUACAAGGCAGGAUUCCGGGUGACACCCAGCUACGUCCUGCCGACGGGAUUUCGGGCCGAGUACUCGCAGCCUGACAUAAGCGGCCCGUGCAUCUGCUUCGUGGCCGAGUACGACGCGGUGUCCGAGGUGGGCCACGCGUGCGGGCACAACCUGAUCGCCGAAGCUGCCCUGGGCGCCUCACUGGCGCUCAAAAAGGCGCUUGAAACGACGCCAGACCUUCCAGGCCGCGUCGUCUGCCUUGGGACGCCAGCCGAAGAGGGCGGCUCUGGCAAGCUGCUCAUGGCCAAGGGUGGCGCACUGGCCGACGUGGAUGCAGUGAUCAUGGCGCACCCGAGCUCGGUGAACGACGUGGCACCGCCCUACCUUGCCUCGGGCAAAGUACAUGUGCGCUACACGGGCAAGGCGCUCUACGUAGUGAGCGCUCCUCCCCACCCCGUGAACGCCCUGGACGCCGCGGUGACUGCCUACACCGCAGUGACCGCCAUGCGCCAGCACAUGAGGCCCACUUGGAAGGUGCACGGCGUAAUCACCCGCGCUGGCUUGGUGGCGAACGUGAUCCCAGACGAGACGGAGCUUCUCUACUACUACCGGGCGCCCAAUGCGCUGGAGCUGGAGCAACUGCGGCGACUGCUCGAGAACUGCUUCCAGGGUGCCGCCGUAUCCACUGGAUGCACCCUCGACCUGGACUGGCAGGCGGGCUACGAGGCGCUGCUCACUAACUGGCCGCUGGCCGAAGCGUUCCGCAAGAGCGCUGCGUCGCUGGGCCUGCAGCUCGAAUCCAAGAGCUUGUCCAAGGUAUUCUUCAUAGCUUCCUCAGACAUGGGUCACAUGUCGCAGCGCGUGCCCACCAUCCAGCCGACUUUCGCCGUCUGCUCGGCUCCGAACCACAGCCGCGACUUUGCCGCCGCCGUGUGCCACAAAGAGGCGCAGGGCCCAACGCUGCUCAUGGCCAAGGCCAUGGCGCUCACGGGCCUCCAGCUCUUCCGCGACCCCGAGCUCUUGAAAAAGGUCCGAAAGAGCUUCUCCGAAGGACUCGCGUUCUACAGCCCGCUGCCAUGAUCGCCACAUACAUGCUGCACCGAGAGGAAGGAUCUCUGUACCAAAGACACACGUUUGUUCCGUUCUCGCUUCGGCAUUUCGACUGCCGUCGCAGUUAGCGCUUCUCUCGGAAACGAACGCAAGUUGUCAUGCGGCACCUUUCACCACUUGAUGUACACUCGGAAAGACCCAUCUGAGGCACUGCGUAAGCCCUGUAAUGAGUGAGCUGCGCUAUUCUGGGAGGAAUUGUAUAAAAAAUGUCUUGAAACUCAUUAAUUCAGGUAGAUUUCAUUUCCAAGAUAUGUAAAAAGGAAACCGUUUUAAGGUAUAUUCGUUGAAAUAAUACACAUAAUCGGUAGCAGAACGUCCCUAUCGUUUAACGCUUAGCAGGUCACGGAAUCAUGACACGUCUACAGACAUCGACUGACUGGCAUCAUAUAUUGACAGGAUAUCUAAGGUAGUUUGCAUUUGUUUCUUUUUCUAGUACUGUCUGCUAUAGCAAUUGUCCCUUUAUCUUCGUGCGGUGAAAUCACAUACGCCAGACGAUUCCUGGAAAAUAACGAAAAAAUAAAAGAGGAAACUACGCCUUCAACAGAGCGCUAGUGUGUGUGGUUUGUUGCGAAGCGGCGCAUAAC
Dermacentor andersoni is the source of this 1934-nucleotide messenger RNA. Its product is annotated as xaa-Arg dipeptidase-like. NCBI's taxonomy places the organism in Eukaryota, Metazoa, Arthropoda, Arachnida, Ixodida, Ixodidae. Gene Ontology annotation, molecular function: dipeptidase activity. The record is from RefSeq and is a predicted model, not a curated record.